Spea bombifrons (plains spadefoot toad) is the source of this 943-nucleotide messenger RNA. RefSeq names its product mas-related G-protein coupled receptor member H-like. Gene Ontology annotation, biological process: G protein-coupled receptor signaling pathway. Bases 17 to 943 code for a protein of 308 amino acids. Lineage: Eukaryota; Metazoa; Chordata; Amphibia; Anura; Pelobatidae. Gene Ontology annotation, cellular component: membrane. The record is from RefSeq and is a predicted model, not a curated record. Gene Ontology annotation, molecular function: G protein-coupled receptor activity. The transcript has a single exon.
UCUGGAGAGUUACACGAUGUCCUUCAACAUGUCUCUAAACACAACUGAGCCGCCACCACAUACCGAUGCCUCCAAACUUAACACUAAAAAUACAAGGAUAGCCCUCAGUCUCCUUUCUGUCCUGAUCAGUGUCAUUGGCUUGUUUGGAAAUGGGAUCAUCAUUAGCUACCUCUGCCGUCGCGCAAAUAGGAACAAGUCCACUGUCUACAUACUCAACCUGGCUGUGGCGGACUUCAUUUUUCUGGUUGGAUGCGGCUCGGUCGCUGUCUACCUUCUCUGCUUAUUGAACGGGGUGCAGACAGCAGACGAAGCUGACAAAGUCUUCUCUAUUUUGAUGGAUCUGGUGAAUAAUUUCGGAUUUAACGCAAGCCUCUUCCUGCUCGCCACUCUCAGCACCGAAAGAUGUCUUUCCGGUUACUACCCCAUCUGGUACAGGUGUCGGCGUCCCAGGCACCUGUCCGCUGUAGUGUGCGUGGUAAUGUGGACACUGUCUCUUCUCAUAACAGUACUGGAGAAAUUUGUGUUUGAGGACUAUCGAUCUACCAUCUACAUAAUCACGUCUGUGUUGUACGUUAUAGUGACCAUCAUAAUGAUCAUGACCAGUUCCGUCCUUCUGUGGGAGAUCUGCAGGUCUUCCUCAAUCAACAGACCUGUAAGACUCUACAUCGCUAUCAUAGCUGCUGUUAUCUUGUUCCUCGUCUCGCUAGUGCCAGCGAGACUAAUGAGGUUAUUGUUUUUCUUUGUAAUUAUCCCCACAGGACCCAUUAAGGUCCUCACCUACUUUGUGGUUUCUCUUUGCUCAGCUGUCAACUCAUGCUUCAACCCGUACAUCUACAUCUUGGUAGGGCGAUGGAGGAACAGAUCUAGCAUGAAACUGGCCUUGCAUGGAGUCUUCAAAGAGGAAAUUGAGAGGUCAAGUGAGCUAUGUUUAACCACUGGUUAA